GAUUGGUCGCCAUCUUGAAAUUUCAGCUACUCGUCCCCUUGUCGAAAAUGUUUUAAUUUUUGCCGUCUUUCGUCUUUCCACUGUCUUUUUUCGUCGCCAUCAUGGAAUCUGGGGAAGAUGAUAUCUGCGAGGAAUAUAAAGAAUCACUGGAAGACUUGACAUUCAAUUCUAAACCCCUCAUAAAUGUGCUUACAAUGUUGGCGGAAGAGAACAGUCAGCAUGCAUCGAGUAUAACAAAGCUGAUCGCUACUCGCAUUCGUCAGGUUUGUGUUGAGAAUCAUGUUAACUGUUUUUCUCUGUAGGAAUGUGUUCAUAGUAGUGGUGUAAAGUAAUGGGUACGGUAGCGAUUCAAACAUUCCUAAAACGAUAGACAGCGUCACUUAAAAAAAACCUAGUGGCUAUUCGUACGGGGCUUGUACAUCGACUUGCAUUUGCUAUUCAUACGAGAUUCUGACUAAACUAAUUAAGGUUAAGCACUGACUCGAAACAGUUAGCUUCUAUUUAGGGUUACAGUUGUUGUUAUGUGAAUUAAAAUGAAACUCCACCUGGCAGCGAGUACUCCGUGGUAGAGUGGUUAGGCUACGGACUAUGGAUUUUAUGCCUCGGGAUCGGUUCUCAAUGUUGCCUCAUUGAAUUUUUUUCCUUUUAAAAUUUGCCACUGAAUUUUUUUCCUUACAAAUUGAAAAGUGGUUAAAGAUACUUACACUUGCAUGGAAGUUUGUUGACCAGAAAUUUCAUAUAAAUUUCAAGAAGAAACUUAAUCCUGUAUGAAUAGCAAAUACAGGUUGGUGUACGGGUCCCGUACAAAUAGCCAUUGGGAAAAAAAAUUAAUAUGCCUUAAGCUUAAGCUUAUGGUAGCCAUUAAAGGUUAAUGAAAAAUUUUGCCCUAUAACGUCGGAAUUUUCAAAGUAAAUUGAAAAAUAAAACUAACUGUGAGGAAACAAUGCAAGAAGGUUCAAAUGGAGUAAAAGUAUGAGUGGUAUAUACAGCUGUAGAUAUUCACUGUGGCCCUCUGUGGCUUGUGAGUACUCCUUCUUGUUCAGGCAAUAAUAACUUUAAUAUACCAGCUGGGUAUAGCUCACCUUUUCUGUAAAUUUGAUCUUGUUAAUACAGUUGCUUGUGUACUCUACAGCCUUUUAGCUCGCAGCUUGUGCUUUUUUCAUCUUUAGCAUUCACACAUGUGAAUUUGCUAUUAUAUUUGACAGGUUCAACAGCAGUAUAAACUGCCAUCUCUUUACUUGCUUGAUUCAAUUGUCAAGAAUGUUGGUGGUGACUACCUUCACCUUGUUGCUCAGAUCAUGGAGGAGACAUUCACUUGUGUAUUUGAAAAGGUUUGUAUUACAGUCAAACCCUGCUUUACAGACACCCACUUAAUACGGACGCCUCAUUACUGUGGACAGGCUGCUUUGUCCCCGUCAAAAAACCCGCUUAUAAAUACUGGCCCCGCUUUUUUGUGUGUUGUUUGUUAUGCUACAAGCAUAUUGUUAAGAAUAAGCAAUUGUUCAAAGUAGAAAACAGAAAAAGAAAUACAUCAGCCUUUUGCGGAAAUUGACAAUAUCUGAAUAACAUUUUCCCUGAUUCACAAUAAAUUGUACCUAAUUUAAAUGUGCUGGGUUAUUUAGGCACAUGUUUAGUAACCAAACCUUGGAAAUUACUACCUGUUGGUUAACAGUUUACUUUUAAUUUCAAGCCCUGCUUCUGAAUUCAAACUUUUUAAAAUGAUAUGAGCAUCAGUAGUGUGAGGUUCAAUGAUAUAUUGUUUUGAUUUGAUUGUAAAGGCUGAUGAAAAGACUCGACGUGAUCUGUACAAGUUACGGCACACUUGGUCACCAUACUUUCCUGCUAAAAUGUUGCAUGACUUAGAUGUUUCUGUUAACAAGCAUGAUCCUGGCUGGCCUAUUUCUGCAGCACCUCCUCCAAGCCCUUCUAUACACAUAAACCCUAAAUUUCUGAAAAAGGUGAGAGCAUAGAAUUAUUAUUUUCACUUCCGAUGGUCAUAUUUCCCAGAAUGUUAUCUGGUCACAUAAGAUUUUAACUUGUUAGUGAAAUGAUUGUUGUCUCAUUUGUUGAUUCUUGGUGCCAUUUAUUGUUUUUCCAACAACAUAUAGUGUGUACGAGUAUCUUCACAUCUUGGAAAUCAGGUCUUUACCUUAGACGAAUGGUAUCAUGACUGUAUGAAUAAUAAUAAUAAUUAUUAUUUUCAGAAUGUUUUAUGCAUUGUUAUACAGUAUAACAGUGAACAAAAUAUUAUUUUCCAGUAUAUCAUUGUCACUUGUUGUGAAUUUUGUAGGCAGAGAAUGCUGGUGGGGUUGCCUCAUUGACUGCCGAAAUAUCAACACCAGAGGAACACCAUGUUGUCGAGGGCCAUCAACAACGUUUGCUAGAACUAGAGAGAUUACAACAAGAGCAGUUGAAGUUGACUGAACUUGAAAUCCAAGAACACCAAAUGAAAAGAGAUCUUUUGCUUAAGAAACAGCAGCAAGAGAGGCAAUUGCUUAUGCAGCAACAACAACAGGAUAUUCUUCACCUAAGGCUCAACACAGAGGAACCUGAGUCCUUACUCUCUAAUGGGGUACCUGUGCUCUGUUUUUUUUUUGUUUUUUUAUUUUCCAGUUAUUUGAACUACAGACUGACAUGAUUUAAUUGAAUUCUCAACAUAUAUAUAAACAUCUUUUUAACAAUCUUUUCUAUAAUUUUUCUUUCUCCAUUGUUAGAACAGUUGUAAUUAAAAGGAAUGGAAUGAAUCUGUCUUCCUCUGAGUUACAUGUAUAUGAAUCACUUUAAGGCUAAAUAUUUUCAAGUUGUUUUUAUGAAGUAAAAUGCUGUUGUGCAAAUCUAACCAGAUUAUUUUGCUGAUUUUGAACAGCCACCCAGCAGCACAGUUGGAACAGUGUUGACCAAAGGAGAAUUGGCUGAGAGUAAUCCAAUAGAUCCUCUUAGAGAUCCGCGUCUCCGUGACCGUCGGAGUGAGCAAGAGACAACAACACAACCUGUAAAAGAAAGGUUUUUGGUUGAAAAUCCAGAACUUUUACCUGUACCUGUUGACCAUAGUCAUCAGCUUGAGCCCACUUCAAGUAGACUUGAGGAACACUCAAGUCAUCUCUCACAGGCAGAAUCUGAGAUGAGUCAGUUCCAAGAAACCAGGAAUCUUCAGCACAUGGCUUUUGACAAACCUCCUGUUGGAAACACGAAUAGAGUUCAACCAGUAGCUCAACUGGAGAGGGAGGUUACAGGAAGUCCAAAAUAUGGUGAUCUUCACUCAGAACCCAGACCCAAACACAGCCAUAGAAGGCGAAAUUCGGGAGACUGGUCAACUCAUGCUUCAGGUCAUGAGAACACUUCUGAGGAGCCAAAGAUUUCAAGUGGUAGAGGAAAAUCACGCAAAGCAAGAAGAAGAUCUGCUGAAAGAAAGGAAAGGGAAAGAGGAAAGAGUGGGAGAGGAAGAGGCCAAGAUAGAAACAGGGACCCUGGUAAUGAUGGAUUUCAAAAUUUAGAAUUCCAAAAUGAACCUAGGUUUGCAAGGAGAGGAGAAAGAAAUGAUAGACCAGUUGAUGACUGGAACAGUGACAUUGAUAGAAGAGUGGAUAACUUUGUGCCACGUAAUGAUCGUCCUCCACCCCGCGGUAAAUGGAAAAAAGAUCAUAUAGUGUAUGUCAGAGGAAAAGACCAUGAUGAAAUUUUGAAUAGUGGAGGACCAGGCAUUUCUGAACAGAGGUUAAUGGGUAUAGGAUCUGAAAGAGAUAGGAUUGAAAAUAUCAAACCCCAGUUGAGAGAAACAGAGAUGAAUGAAGAUCAUGUUCAUCCCAGGGAACAUGUUCGCCCAGUUUUCCAUGAUGAACCUUGGGACCAGCCCACUGGUGAACCACUCCCAAAGAAACCAAGACCUUUGCUUUCAGAUGUAGAAAUAAAUGAGCUUCGAAAUAGGAAAGGGGCUUCCCCUAAUACUGGAAGGAUGACCCCUCCACCCAUCUUACAUGAAGGUUUCCACGACCUGCCUUACGAUAGAGGAGGUCAGCCAUUUCCUCAUAAUGUUGAUGGUCAUUUUCAUCCUAACUUUGUUCCUCCACCACCUGAAGAUCAUCAUAGCGAGUGGACUCCUGCAUUUGAAAUUCCUCGUGAACUAAUGCUGGAUCACCAAAAUGAAAUCAUGAUACAGGUACAGUUCAAGAGGUUUUUUAACAGAAGGUUAUUUUGUGCUUGGUUUUGUUCUGUUUGAUGUGUUGUACAGAUGUAAUUCAUUAAUUAAUUUUGCUUGUUCUGAAGGAACUGAGGCACAAAUUAUGUAAAACAAAGCAAACAAUACAACCAAACUACAAUGUUGCAAGGGAACCUUAUUUUUGGGUUCCUGUGUUUCUUUUGUUUUGACAGUUUCUGCUGAAAGACCUACAUAAAAUUGUUAGAUCAUAGGUGUUGCCCUGGUAUUGCAGAGGCCAAGAGUUCUAAUUUUGCACAAGCCAAAUGUUUUCAGGUUUUUCUUUCGUAGCUGCAAAAGUUGAAUCUAUUUUAUUCACAGCAAUAAUCAUCUUCAAUUUCAUGUCAGUGGUCAUGACUCAAAAGAAGACCAAAACCAACUCUUUGAGUUUAAAUAGGAUAUUGGAUCUUCUCUGUCCAUUUAUUUGUUUUUGCCAAAGUAAUAUUCUGUUUUUUAUCUAGGUCUCACACUGACACAAUCUUACUUCUUACAAAUAAUCUGAAACAGUAUAAAGGCAUAAAGGGCUUAAUUUUUCUUCUGCAAGAGAAAUGCCAUUCGACGCAGAUAUUAAGUGAAAAGUUCCAUUGCUAAUGUUUUACAUUCAUUAUUGUAAAUGCCCUAGGGCUCUGCCAGACAGAGAGUCUUUGAAUAAUUAUUAUUUACUUUUAGGCUGAUAGACGUCUACAAGCAGGUGAUAUAACAAUUGACCAGCAUCAUGAGUUAGUGGAUAAACUUCAUCAGUUAUUUGAGCUUCAGCGACAUGCUGAACAGAUGAGAUUUCCUCCAGACAUGCCUCGCCCACAGUUUGAGCAUCAACCCAGACCCAUGGUGUCACAUGGACCAGGUAAGAAUGAUAAACGUCAUUAUAGAUGUACUUUGUAUAUUUUAUAGCAGGGAAGCAAAUGUUUCUGCAAUUGUUAAAAUGCUAGCUCAACAAGGAUAAGCAUCUCUAUUUUAUAGUUAUUCAAUGGACCUAAAUCACUCCAUGGGUUUCAAAUGCAGUGCCUAAUAAUAUUAAUAAUAUAUUUUUGGUAAACCACCUGUAUUUUUUCAGGUGCACCUAUGGAAAUUGAUGAACCUCCAAAUCUUGGUCCUGGCAGGCCAGGGCCACCCAGGUUUGAGGAACAUCCAAGAAUUGCUCCAAGAGGCCCAGCUCCUUUAGACUCUCGUGUUCCUGGAGUAAGGCAUGAUGGCCCCAGGUUUGAAGACAACGAGCCUCGUUUGAGAAGGCCUCGUGAGGACUUUAGAAGGCCACCAAUGGACCGUGAUCCACAUCCAGUUUCUAGGCCUAUGCCAUUGGGUCCUGAAAUGCAACCAAUCAGAUCUGACAGAAUGUUAGAAGGCCCUCCAAGAUUAGAAGGCCCUCCAAGAUUACAUGUAGAUGCCCCUCCGAGAUUAGAUGGUGUCCCGAAUCCUCCUUUCAUACAUGGCAGACCUAUGGAAGAUAUUCCUACUCCAAGAACACCACCAAGACACACUAAAGGUAUUUGUAGCUUUCAUGAUGACACUAAUGUUUCACAAUCUAACCUUACUGGAGCUGCGUUUGCCUCAAUGAAUGGGUUUGGAUAUAGUUAAUUGUAGUGAGUAGAGUUUUAAGUCUGUGCUUUUGUUUUUCUUCAGUUUGUUUUCAGUAAAAUAACCCUUCAGUAUUUAUGUUGGCUAUUAAUAUUUUGUUCAAUUUGAUAAACUUUGUUUAGCUUCAUAAUUGGAAGAGAACAGACUACCGUAUAUACCUUUGUUGGUCCUACAGACACUGUGGCAACUGUUCAUCGGGAGGAUGCCUACAAAAGUUGAAUCCAUAUAAUUCCAUGACUGGUUUUGGCUUCAUCAAAUCUUAAGCAAAAAUUAGCCAGUUCUCCAAAAAUGUUUGCAGAGCAUUUCACGAGGAGCCACCCACAAUAGAGAGAUUAAGAUUCAUGUUUACCGCAAACAGCACACUCAAGUUGAGAAUUUCCCAGAGUAGAAAAUAAGCAGAUAAAAACAGUCCCAAAUGAUUCUUAUGGUUAAGACUUGCGUAAAACUACUUAUUUUUGUGUAGAAGCAACAAAGGGUAAAUAGAAAAUAAGGUGAAAACUUGGUCACAUGGUACAAAUUCAUGUCUGCUGGUUGGCAUAAACGUGAAUGUUAAUCUCUCAUAUGUGAGCAAAGUUACUGACAAGGUUCAUAAUUAUUACCAAAGAUAAUAGUGCAAAUAAAUGUAAUCUAUGACAUCAGAAUUUAAGUGUAUACACAAUUCAGAUUUACCGUAAAAGUACACGUCAUCAAAAUAGAUUAAGUUAUCCUUUUAUCCUUUCCUGGAAGACCCAAUUACUUUAUUGAUCCAAGCUGUUAAUUAUUACAGAUGAGGCCAUUCCUCCACAUACUCCAAACACCAUGAUGGAAAAGAGAGCAGUUGAUGAUCUGUUCCGUAAGCUAAUGGACGUGGGAAUAAUCAAAGUGACUCCUGAACCUGGUAGUGAGUCCCCACGACAUGUACCCUCACCUGGUCCCCCACAGGCCGAUAUUCCACAACCCCAGCCACCCCCUGUGAAGCCUGUUUCUGUACCUUCAGUUCUUCCUUUACUAAAUGCUAUCAUGUCCAAGAAAGAGCCAUCAGUGGUAAAUGAACCCAUUCCUGUGAUAAAGCUGGUGCCAGAUGAAUUAAAAAGGUAAUAUUUAUGUGGCUGGAAACACUGGUGUGCCUGUGGCUUUGAAGCAUGCAUGAGAAUUUGUGCAGUAUCCCCAUGCAGUCCUUUGCAUUUGGUUUUGAAAAUUCUUUCAACAUGUUCUUCCAAAAUGACUAAGAUGAUCACAUGUCUGCUAGUUUUGAAAAACAUAUCCAGUUUACAGGUUCUCGCUGUAUCUAUCCUUCUUGUUAUUGUCAGCAACAUUAUUGUUAUUUUAUUCGCCAGUUAAGUUUUUUUAAAGGACCACAUGUACUGUUUGGCUGUCUAGAGACAUGACAUACUUGUUUAAAAUUAUUUUCAUCAUUAAACCCCUUUUUUAAUUAACUGGGCCCUUGUUACACUGAGCACUAAUGGAAAGUCCUGCACUCUAAUGUUAAUGGCUUGAACAAGCACUUUAUAAGCAAGCAGGGGGAUUAGAACCGCUUGCAAGUGGCAUUGACACCCAUGUAAAAAACCCACACUACAGGGCAUGCUGAAAGAGUGGUCUUGAGCUGGUUUUUUUACGGACAAAAAAGAGUAACGUGGCUUUCAGCAGCUUUUUUCUUUUCAACAGGCGCCACAAUGGUGUGAUAAACAGCCUUUACGAAGGCACACAAUGUUCUUCAUGUGGACUGCGGUUCCCUGGGGAAGCUGCUAAGAUUUAUGGUGAACACUUGGAUUGGCAUUUCAGAAAGAAUCGUAGAGAGAAAGACAGUAGAAGAGUAGCACACAGGACGUGGUACUUAAUGGUCAAUGACUGGUUGGAUUAUGAGGAGAUUUCAGAUCCAGAAGAAAGAGGUGCUUCUUUUUAUGCAUUUGCUAACACCUGUGAAAUUUGAUCGCUUCUUUUGGGGGGUCGUUACUUUGGGAGCUUUACAGUAUUUGAGUUCAUUGUUUCAUACUGUACUUUUCCAUUGUUUUAACCUCUUGUAAGCUACAUGUACCACUUGACACAUGGUCUGAUCUUUAUGUUCACUCACACUUCAUGUUAAAAGCUGCCAAGUACUGAGUAUCUGAAGAACUUUUAGGACAACAAGAACUUGACAUGGUGUAAAUUANUGAGUUCAUUGUUUCAUACUGUACUUUUCCAUUGUUUUAACCUCUUGUAAGCUACAUGUACCACUUGACACAUGGUCUGAUCUUUAUGUUCACUCACACUUCAUGUUAAAAGCUGCCAAGUACUGAGUAUCUGAAGAACUUUUAGGACAACAAGAACUUGACAUGGUGUAAAUUAGAAAAUUGUAUGCAAUAAUUCUCUUCCAUUUCGGAUGAGGGCCCUGCAGAUCAAUACUUGUAAGUACAGUGCAACUGCAAAAGUCUUUGCAUUUGGGUUUUUGCUUAUAACAGCUUAGGUGUCUGUUUUUGUUUCGACAGCUCGGAGUUCAUUCUUUGAUGUUUCUACAAGGGCUGUAGACUCACCUGACCCACUGAAGGAAGCAAAAGAAGGAAUUGAAGGAGAUGGUAGCUGUCCUGUACUCCCUGGUGACACGCCGGCUGAAGCGGUAACAGCAAACCAGUCUCUUUUAGUAGCCUUGAUAUCCUUUUUGCUUAUAUCUAUAGUGUUGUUGUUCAUUAUCAAUGUGAAGCUCCCCUGUGUAGGCCAUAACACUAACUUAUUUUUCUGCAUGUGCAGGAGUGUGAUAUCUGCUGUGAAGAGUUUGAACAGUUCUGGGAGGAGACAAAUGAAGAAUGGCACUACAAAUCUGCUGUGCGAAUUGAUGGCAAGGCAAGUGUACAGCAAUAGAGCAAACCUGCCAGCAAGCUGUCAUUUUUGUGGAUCAAAGCAAGCCACAAGGGGCAGAGGAAAAGGAGACUUUCACUUUCACUCCGUUUCUUUACCUGCCUCAUGCUUUCACAUCUCCUUUCGUUGUGAUUUCUCACGACUCCACCAAAUGAAGAGCUUGCUCACAGGCUACAAUAGAGCUGAGUGACACCAUGCAAGUGGCUGGGGAUUUCAGUUAAUAAAUAAUGUAUUAUCAAACAAGCUUGUUCGUUCAAGGUGGCUGGAUAUUGGCCAAGUGCGUUGUUAUGGACCAAGUUGGAGUCAAGGCUCACAAAAAUGCAAAAAGGAUUACCAGUAGGCAAAUAUUUAGUUCUUUUGACCAAACAAGCUUGUUCAACAAAGGAUUUACCAUAUGGGCAAAACAAUGUCUUUUCUAAUGGGACAAUGCAGGAAAUCCCAAGCCGGCAAGAUGGGCCUAUCCUACCUGCUACUGUAGCCAAUUAGAACACAGGAUUUGCUUCAUCUUGCUUCCUCAUGAGGCAGGCAUGUUAUUAAUUUUUCUCGCAUAACAAUUAAUAUGUAGUGUUGGUAAAAAAUGUCUGUCACAGCUGUCAAGUGUAAACACUGACUGGACCAAUGUGUGUAACAAAAUAGCAGGGGAAGGCAUCAUAUCAUGUAGAUCAUCAGCCCUACUCCACCCCCCCGUUAUUAAUUUAUUAUUUUAAUGUCCAGACUGUAACCGAGCCCUUCCCUCCCCCCUCCUCCUUCUCAUUUGACAGUCCUUCUGUUGAGGGUCUUGACUGCUUGCUGACUCAGGUUCUUUUAUUACUUUUGUACUGAAAAUUCCAGUUACUUUUUCAGACUUACCACUCAUUGUGUUAUCAAGAUGCUAAAGAGGUGAGGUUGAACUUUCCUGUUUUUUCUUUCCUUGUCCUUUCUAGUGGGAUGGUUCUUAGAGAUAAAAUUGUACACAUUUUUAAUUCCUUAGUAUUUAAUAGAUUCAUUUCCAUUAUUUGUUAACUGUGGUGUUGGAGCAAUGUAUCUUCAAUGAGGAAAAUACCAUCUUAUGACUAACAUGUUAAUGUUUUGGUUUUCCCUUUCGCUUUGUAUUUUUUUUCUGGUACGAUUGUGGCUUGCUUUGCUUUGCUUUGCUUUGCUUCCACGUUGUGCCAUAUAGAACCAAGCCCAUGUGGAAGAUGAUAAUGAACAAGAGGUGGAUGGUAUGGAAACGGAUGCCAACCUUUCAUCCCCAGUAAAGGAAGAAGAGAAAACACAAGAAAAACAGGAGCAAAAUAUUGCGGGCAAAUCAAAAUUCACAGAAAAUAAAGAGGGGAGCGAAGUUAGCACACUAGGAGAAAAGACUGUAGAAUCAGAUGUGAAGUCUUCAGAGAAAGAUUUGUGUAAAGUAGAGAAUACUGGGCUGGAUAUAAAGGGUAGUAUUAGUGUGUCUAAUAAUGGUGUUGAUAAUAAAGAAAAUGAAACAAAGGGUGAUGAUAAAUAGUCACUCUUUACAGAGCAGUGCCAUGAUAUUCCAACAGGACCCACUGGUUUAUACUGCCACAGAUCAAAUCCGACAAAUAACCCUGAUAAAAGAAUCCCUCUGUCGAUGAACCGACUGUGUGUCAUCUGUCCAAUACCACUCCAGCUUACUGAGUACUUGCCAUUUAGAGAACUUGCUCUAUGUGCAUCCAUUGUUCUUGAUUAUUUUGUUCGUAAGUUUUCUUUUGUAAUAACACCCACAGUAACAUGGGAACUUUUGAAUGCCACGCCAAACAUGCAGCAAUUUUUCACUCCCUUGUUGAAUAAUGGCGGUGUUCAACCUUUCCAUUCAAUAAAUUGACUGCAUUUCCAAAAAAUACAAAAACAGUUAAGAAAAAAAUAUUUUUGUUUGUCAAGGGAAACUCAAUUUUAAGGCUACAGCGCAGUUCCCAGUAGCUUAUACUAAAUGUUCUUCCUUGAAAGGCCCUUAUGGGCAGUAAAUUGCUGCCUCAAUGUACCACCCUCCCAACUGAGGAAAUAAAGAUUUUCUUACAAUGGUUGAAGUCUGAUUUUAUCUUAAGUAUUGUACCUUUAGUCAUUUUGUAUUUGAAAAGUUUUUUGCUCCAGCAUUGCCAUCAGUGUUUUUCUCCAUAGCCUUGUCAUUUACAACCGAAUUGACGAAUGGCCUCUGAAGAUUCACAACCAAACUUAGAUUAAAGUAUGAAGCACCUCAACUUGGUUCUCGCACUGGUGGCUGUGCUGGUUAAUGCGGAUUCUGUGAACCAUAAAGGGGAAGCAAUGUUAUUUGUUAAUUGGGUACUGUUCAAGCAGUGAAUAAAACAAUUGAACC
Molecule: messenger RNA, 10889 nt
Organism: Porites evermanni
Lineage: Eukaryota; Metazoa; Cnidaria; Anthozoa; Scleractinia; Poritidae
Source: the annotation of a GenBank genome assembly